AUGUAUGUAUUUAUCUAUCUGUCUGUUCAUAUUUUUCUAUAUAUCUAUCUCAAACUGUUCAUAUCUAUCUAUCUAUCUAUCUAUCUAUGUAUCUAUCUAAAUCUUCUGUUCAAAUCUAUCUAUCUAUCUAUCUAUCUAUCUAUCUAUCUAUCUAUCGCUGUCUGUUCAUAUCUAUCUAACUAUCUAUCUAUCUAUCUAUCUAUCUAUCUAUCUAUGUCUGUUCAUAUCUAUCUAUCUAUAUAUCUCAUUCUAUUCAUAUCUAUCUAUCGAUUUCAUUCUCUUCAUAUCUAUCUAUCAAUCUAUCUAUCUAAUUCUAUUCAUAUCUAUCUAUCUAUUUUAGUAUCUAUCCAACUUUUACGUGCAGAACGGCGUAUUCAUCUAUCUAUCUAUCUAUCUAUCUAUCUAUCUAUCUAUCUAUCUAUCUAUCUAUCUAUCUAUCUAUCUCAGUCUUGCAUCUGUCUCCCUGUCUCUGUCUCUCUCUCUCUAUCUAUCUUUAACAGUCUGUUUAUUAUCUAUCAAUUUACCUAUCACCCCUCGUUAUUAUCUAUCUAUCUAUCUAUCUAUCUAUCUAUCUAUCUAUCUAUCUAUCUAUCUAUCUAUCUAUCUAUCUACCAUAGUAUGUUUAUUAUCUAUCUAUCUAUCUAUCUAUCUAUCUAUCUAUCUAUCUAUCUAUCUAUCUAUCUCUAUCGCAGUCUCUCUGUUUAUUAUCUAUCACUUUACCUAUCACCCAUCGUUAUCUAUCUAUCUAUCUAUCUAUCUAUCUAUCUAUCUAUCUAUCUACCACAGUCUGUUUAUUAUCUAUCACUCUAUCUACCCCCUGUCUAUGAAUCUAUCUAUCACAUUCUGUUAAUUAUCUAUCUAUCUAUGUAUCUAUCUCAUUCUGUUCAAAUCUAUCUAUCUAUCUAUCUAUCUAUCUAUCUAUCUAUCUAUCUAUCUAUCUAUCUAUCUAUCUAUCUCAUUCUGUUCAUAUCUAUCUAUCUAUCUAUCUAUCUAUCUAUCUAUCUAUCUAUCUAUCUAUGUCUGUUCCUUCCUAUCUAUCUAUCUAUCUAUCUAUCUAUCUAUCUAUCAUAG
This is a messenger RNA of Acanthosepion pharaonis, 1071 nucleotides long. The record is from the annotation of a GenBank genome assembly. NCBI's taxonomy places the organism in Eukaryota, Metazoa, Mollusca, Cephalopoda, Sepiida, Sepiidae.